AUGGCAGAACCAUCCUCCUCAGGCCCUCCUUCUAAUCUACCUGCUGUCGCCCUUACCGAAGCUGCUAUUCGAGAACGAUUUGCGCCCUCUGAUGUACGGAAGAAGCAGAUUCGAGCUCUUGUAGCCCAGAUUGGGCGCAGCAACCGUCCCCCUAUCUGGGCCGCUCUCACGACCUGUGAUGAGCGCCGUCUCAAAAUCUUAAGGGCAAAGUGUGACUGUGACCCUAUGUUUCGAACUAUCUUCGGAGCGUUUAGCUCUAGUAUCGCCGAAGCUGUGAUGGCCUGGGUCCAGAUUCCAAACGCACCCAUAUCGAGAAGUGCGAGCCCGCCCCCUUCCAAGAAGCAUAAAACAGAGGGCAGUGAGCCCUAUAGGACCAGUGCGUCGGACCAAGCGAAGAAAAGGGACAGACACCGAUGUGUGUUGACGGGUACCUACGGAAUAGUCGAGGCAGCCCAUAUAUACCCUAGAUCUAUGCAUUUUGCGGAUGCUCCACCGCAAACUAUUGCUCUUCGCGAGGUUCUCUGGCGGAUUAUAGAGAUCUUCCAGCUCCGCGAGGUGGCAUCGGCGUGGAAGAAAGAAUUGUUCGAGAAUGAUGGCAUUACGCCAAAGGCAGAUCACUGCCGUAAUAUCUUGACUCUGGCUGCAAGUCCCCAUGCUGCGUGGAAUACCGGUCUCUUCGUACUAGAGCCCAUUGACAUUGUUGAUGAGGGCCAUACGCUCAACAUAAGAAUAUGGUUCCUUGGCGACGGCCCUGAUGUUGCUUCAAGCCAACUAAUGUCACUCAUUACGGAACCGGCGACGACUCUUCCACACAAUAGACGUCUACCAAUGACCUACGCAGAACAAGAGGAAGGGGACAACUGGUACACACCCCCCUACGCAGGUGGAUCCCCCCUGCUGUCCGGCCAAAUGAUCCCAAUACACAGUGAUGAUCCCGAGAAGCUUCCUUCUUUUUUGAUUCUGGAAAUGCAGCUGUUUAUGACACGACUUUCCCGUCUCAGUGGCGUGGCAAAGCUUGAAGAUUGA
Messenger RNA from Amorphotheca resinae ATCC 22711, 1026 nucleotides. RefSeq lists its product as hypothetical. NCBI's taxonomy places the organism in Eukaryota, Fungi, Ascomycota, Leotiomycetes, Helotiales, Amorphothecaceae. The transcript is spliced from 3 exons. Bases 1 to 1026 code for a protein of 341 amino acids. The record is from RefSeq and is a predicted model, not a curated record.